Molecule: messenger RNA, 318 nt
Organism: Staurois parvus
Lineage: Eukaryota; Metazoa; Chordata; Amphibia; Anura; Ranidae
Source: the annotation of a GenBank genome assembly
AUGUACACUGAUCAUCAGGGCACUGAUGAUCAGUGUGCCCUGAUGAUCAGUGUAGUCCCAGCAGUGCCACCUGUCAGUAUCCAUCAAUGCCAGCUGUCAGUGCUCAUCAAUGCCACCUGCCAAUGCCCAUCAGUGACACAUCAAUGCCACAUAUCAGUGCCUACCAGUGCACAUCAAUGCCACAUCAGUGCCCAUGUGAGCUGUCUUUCAGUGCCACCUAUCAAUGCCAGUCAGUGCCACCUAUCAAUGCCAGUCAUCAGGGCUGCCUAUCAGUGCCAGUCAGUGUCGCCUAUCAGUGCGCAUCAGUGCAAUCUAUCA